GCCAUCUGUAGUAAUUCAACAACAUUAUACCAAAUCAUUUGUGCACUUGUGUUGGGUUUUGUAGUGGUAGAUUCCGUAUUGUCAAUAGAAACGAUUUAAAAAUUCGAAAUGUCUGAAGCAGUUCCAAUUGAUUUUAGCUACAUAAUCGACGAGAUCAGGAGCGGCACACUGAGCCAAUCGAAUGAAGUAGCUUUGAAAACAGAGGAAUUUGUUGAGAGGAUAAUUGCAGAAAAGGAUUGGAAAAAUGCACAAGAAUUGAUGAAUUUGAUUAAAGCUGAAAUCAAACUGAUUAGUGAAGCACUUCCCUUGCAUACAAUCUCCACGAAUAUAUUGAGGCAUGUGCUGAACAUUAUCAGAGAGGAAUAUGAUAUUGGUUUUAAGAGCCAUGUUGAGCAGUCCUUGCAUCAAAUGAUGACGUCUGAUUCAGAUGCAAUGGGAGACUAUUCAAAAAUGUUGGAUGGUUUAAAGACAUCCAUAAUUGAUCAUUUAUCAGAAUACAAAACUGAAUUGGAGACAAGCAUUGACAAUAUUGCUGCGCAAGCAACUGACCAUAUUUACACUAAUGAAAUCAUCCUAACCUUUGGACAAUCUAAUACUGUGGAGCAGUUUCUGAAAGCAGCAUCUCGCACCCACAGCUUCCAAGUAAUUGUUGCAGAAAAUGCACCAAGUUACAAUGGUCACAGUAUGGCUGUAUCUUUAGCUAAUCACAAUAUACAAACUACUGUUAUAUCAGAUACUGCAAUUUUUUCUGUAAUGUCUAGAGUUAACAAGGUUAUUAUUGGAGUGCAUUCAGUCAUGGCUAAUGGCGCUUUAAAAACAGCUUGUGGUGUUCACGCUGUUGCGUUAGCAGCUAAACAUUAUUCUGUACCCGUAAUGGUUUUAACUCAUUUGUAUAAGUUAAGUCCUACUUAUGUCAGCAGUUAUUCAUUUGAUGCUUGUUCGUCUCCUGCUUCUGUGUUACCAUACUCAUUUGCAGGAGAUAUUGUUAGCAGAACAAAUAUCAUCAAUCCUAUGUUUGAUUAUGUUCCCCCAGAAUUGGUCACCUUAUUCAUAACAUACCAAGGCGGAAAUGCACCCUCGUAUAUUUACAGAUUGUUGAGCGAAUUGUAUCAUCCAGAUGAUCAUGAGCUUUAAUUUCAUUCAUUGUACAUACAUUUUUUUUUUCAAACAUAAUUUUA
Molecule: messenger RNA, 1178 nt
Organism: Nicrophorus vespilloides
Lineage: Eukaryota; Metazoa; Arthropoda; Insecta; Coleoptera; Silphidae
Gene: eIF2Bbeta
Product: translation initiation factor eIF-2B subunit beta
Exons: 8
Coding region: 109-1134 (341 amino acids)
Biological process (GO): translational initiation
Cellular component (GO): eukaryotic translation initiation factor 2B complex
Molecular function (GO): translation initiation factor activity; guanyl-nucleotide exchange factor activity
Source: RefSeq, a predicted model, not a curated record